This is a messenger RNA of Cooperia oncophora, 336 nucleotides long. The record is from the annotation of a GenBank genome assembly. Lineage: Eukaryota; Metazoa; Nematoda; Chromadorea; Rhabditida; Trichostrongylidae.
AUGCUGCCGAUUGACCGUCGAACAGGAAUUCUAACGUCGAGGAGGAGGGCCGCUCAGAAGAGUAAACUGGUUGCCGACGAGGAACAAAGGAAGGUGACACGAUUACGACCGGAGCCAUUGCCGCAAGUGGUACCGAAUGGGUACAUCAAAUCAAAUGGCAUUUAUACAUGGCCUAAAGGACGAACAACGAUGACUGAAGUGACGACCGAAUGCCGAGACCCUCCCGCUAGGUGCCGUACGCUACCCCCUCUUCGAAACGGCAGAAAGAAGAAACCUCCUCGUCUCCAUCCUAUUUCACCGGCACGGAAUAAUGACACAGCAGGUGCUUACGUAUAA